Molecule: messenger RNA, 1248 nt
Organism: Eimeria acervulina
Lineage: Eukaryota; Apicomplexa; Conoidasida; Eucoccidiorida; Eimeriidae
Exons: 3
Coding region: 1-1248 (415 amino acids)
Source: RefSeq, a predicted model, not a curated record
AUGUACUGCAUGAAACUCAACAGGCUGUGGCUUAGAGAAGCUCCAACUGGGUCACUCACACUAGAGCCACCGUCUGAAGUGGACCUUCACGGAGAAAUUCCGAUUUUCCCGUUCAAGGGAGAACUCUGCUUCAGGAAAUUAUCUCUGGGUCCUUCUUCUUCGAAGAUGAGCCGGUGCACACAAGUACUGAAGGACAACAUGUCCAUUAGGGUGUUGAAGCCGUUCAGUGCAGUGGCCACUGUCAUGACGGUCGCAACACUCCUUUGCUUCUAUGGACUUACCACCCUCUCUCAAGAGGCUGUUGGGGCGUACAGACGUUACCCAACAUUCGGUGGUGGCGUGGGCGGUCGCUUUGGCCCAGGGCGAGGCCCCAUUCCCUAUGGGCCAGGCCCUCGUAUUCCCGGGAGGUUUGGCCCAGGAGCCGUUGGCCAUGGCGGUUUUCGCGGAGGAAUGGGCGGUUACUUUCCAGGAGGGGGCCCCGGCCCAGUUAUAAGGCCUGGCCUCAUGCCUUACGUAGGUUUCCCAGGACGCAGGCCAUUUCAUUUCUCUUCUCCCUCGCAUUUGUCUAAUUUCGGACCAUCCCACCAAUAUCCAUUUGUUCCCAUGGGGAAUAUGCAAGGAGGAAAUGCAGGCGCCGGACCUGGGGAAGAGGCACCGAGUGGCGGAGAGGCUUCUGGAGAAACAGAAGGUGAACCAGCCGGGGAGUCAGAGUCGACGAACAAUCUGUUCAAUUACAUGACCCAAGAUGAAGGCGGACUUUCCAAUCAGGCACCUUCCAGUGACUCUUUUUUCUCAAACACGGAAAAUUCUGCGUCCAGUGAAGGUUCAGAGGCUGCUGUUGAAGGCAUGGGUGUAGACGAAGACCACAGCGGCGGAAUUGAGGAUGACGACGAGGAGAAAGUUGGAAAAUAUCCAGAGGACAUAAACGAGAACGACGGUUUUUUGGCACAAAAAGAGGAGAGUAAGAAAGAAGAGGAGAGAAAAGAGGUUGACAGGCAAGCAGAAUCUAGUGCACAGAAGGAACAGGCACGUGAGGAAGAACUGGCGAAGCGGCCUGCAAAGAACGAGGAAGCAAAAGAAGCAAAGAAGGACGAGCCAAAGAAAGAGAAAACAGACGAAGAGGGGACGAAGGAAGAAGAGGCAAAGAGAGAUAGGCCAGACGAAGCACUUGACACAGAAGAUGCGGGCGGGGAGGAGAAAAGCAAAGAAGAGAAGAAAAGUACACACGAAAAUGGCAGGCACACAUGA